Molecule: messenger RNA, 793 nt
Organism: Lobosporangium transversale
Lineage: Eukaryota; Fungi; Mortierellomycota; Mortierellomycetes; Mortierellales; Mortierellaceae
Product: putative N6-adenine methyltransferase-domain-containing protein
Exons: 2
Coding region: 68-793 (241 amino acids)
Biological process (GO): methylation
Molecular function (GO): protein-lysine N-methyltransferase activity; nucleic acid binding
Source: RefSeq, a predicted model, not a curated record
AUUCAACCGACAUUGACUUUACGAAUUUACAGAAUCACCGAACACACACACACAUAAAAGAAACACAAUGGAUUCAGAUUCUGACCUCGAACUAUCACCCGAGACUCUCAAGGCUCUUCAACAAGUCAUGCAGGAGCAACAGGAGCAACAGGAACGAUUCGAGACACUUCGUCAGCAGGCAGAGGAACGUUUUGAUGAAGCUCAGGAUAGUCAUGAAAAUAACAACACUCAAAACAAGCCUGCUAUCACCAUGGAUUUUUUCAGAGAAGAUUGGCAAUUAAGUCAGUUUUGGUAUGAUGACGCUACUUCAGAGAAAUUGGCUCGAGAGAUCCUGAACAACACAGAUCAACAGAGUAUUGUCUGUUGUAUCAGCUCGCCCACUGCCUAUGUAAAAUUGAUGUCCAUGAGCCCUCCAAACCCCAACAAUCUCUUUUUGUUCGAAUACGACACCCGUUUCGAUGUCUAUGGUCGUCAAUUUAUUCAUUACGAUUACUCUAAGCCUCUCGAAUUUCGAUUGGCGGACGAACUCAAGGGAUCGGUCGAUAUGAUUGUGGUCGAUCCUCCAUUUUUGAGCGAAGAGUGUCUCACAAAGACUUUGCAGACCGUGCGUAUGUUACUCAAGAAGGGUGGCAAAGUAGUCUUAUGCACAGGCGCUGUCAUGCUUGAGAUCGCGAAAGCCGACGGACUCCAGCUGACGACUUUCCAUCCUGGACAUCAAAAUGGAUUAUCGAAUGAUUUCCGAUGCUUUGUAAACUACAAAUCAGAGCAAUUUCCAUAUUCCCAAGAUUCUUAA